AUGAUUAUUAUGUUAAAUUUUUUUAAUUUUGUAUUUGAAAAAUCACCAUCACAAUAUUUUAUUUGUGUUAUAUCUCAUAAAUGGAUAGCAUCAGAAACUCAAGUUGCCUUUUCAUUUUGUUAUUUAAUAUUAGCAGAAAAAGAUCCAACAUCAAUUGAACUUCUUGAUUUACAACCGUUACCUGUUAAUCCAUUAAGAACUUCAAAAUAUGAAGAUUUAUAUAAUUUUAAAUUUUUU
Molecule: messenger RNA, 237 nt
Organism: Rotaria sp. Silwood1
Lineage: Eukaryota; Metazoa; Rotifera; Eurotatoria; Philodinida; Philodinidae
Source: the annotation of a GenBank genome assembly